Messenger RNA from Pseudozyma hubeiensis SY62, 3087 nucleotides. RefSeq lists its product as hypothetical. The transcript has a single exon. Lineage: Eukaryota; Fungi; Basidiomycota; Ustilaginomycetes; Ustilaginales; Ustilaginaceae. Bases 1 to 3087 code for a protein of 1028 amino acids. The record is from RefSeq and is a predicted model, not a curated record.
AUGCUUGCAUCUCCUGCUCAGCCACCGCGCAGCUCUUCUACUGCCAACCUCGGCAUUUUGCGCAGAACCGAAACCGAAGACGCACGUCGGAGCUUGGACGGCAUCUCGAAGGCGGCUGAGGACACGUUCGACAGCAUCUCUCCGGCUGCACCUCGACCACGCUUGCAUUUCGUAGAGCCGCAAAAGGAGAUCAUCCCACACAAUCGCAUCGCAACAGGGCAAGGCAAUGCCACAGCAUCGACCGUUCAACCUGUCUAUCCUGUAACGGCAACACCGGCAGCAGAUACGGCGGCAGCUGUACCGCCACAAACAACAACGUCAGACGAGCCUGCUCCCAGAAAGCGCAGCCUUGUCAUUCAAGAGCAUGCACAUGUCAUCGAACGCGCUGCAGAACGCGCUGCCAGGCAGGCCAGCAACCUCAGCUCCCAAGACCUCGAACAAAAUGGUCACACGAGCGCAAUGCCGAAGGCUCGACAACUCAGCGCAUCGUCAGCAGGCGAAGAAACAGCAUCGACCCGUUCCAGCUGGGCCCCGCGAAGCAAUUCACGCAGUUCCAGCAUCGGCACCUCGCCAGGCGUCGUCUCCGAGGACAACGAUGAUAAUGAACCAGAGGCUUCCCUCGUCGGCUCGCCAAAGCCCUUCGAGCUACCACCGAUAGUGCCGAUCUUCAGCAAUGCGACAUCGAACGGGCAAGUCGAGUCUCGGCUUCCGUCUGCGCCUGCUUCCUCUUCGCGCAAGCUCACCUUCAUCAGUCCGGCGCCGUCAAAACGACGAAGGUCUCCGAGCGCCAAUCCUUUCUCGCCAACACGUCCUGCCCCGGAUCGGAACACAGGUCACGGAUCAAAGAACGCACGCGCUGUCAGCGACGGUGACGAGCAAGCACCAAGCGAUGCGGCAUCGCGUAGAGUCCUGGCAUUUGCUGCAUGUCCCAAGCCAGAGCGAGCAGUUCGACUCUCCCCAGCACAUGCGAUGAGGAAGCCAAAGAGCAAAUUGUCGGCCAGCCCGGCACCCCAUAAGCUUGCCUACUCUCAACGACUACGGGGAAUUCGUGGAGCCGAUCCCAUCCGGUCGCCUGCACCGGAAAGGGAGAACGUCUCUUCCGAUCAGGCCGCACUCUGGGAUCAGCUCCGCGAAGAUGUCUCCUCCCAGGGUUCCGGCUACAGCGAGGAUGAGGAAGACGGCGACACCGACUCGAGCGACGAUGACCAAGAUGAAGGGCUCAGCGGCUCGGAUUACUCUGACGUUCAGAGCGAGACACAAUCGUUGCUGGAUCAGAGCCAAGAGAGUGCAGCUUCCCUGAACGGGGGUGUUUCGCCAUCAUCAGAGGAGGAGGUUGAGCAAUUGCGCCCAGAGACGUCAGAUGUCGUCCCGCAGACCAGACGACCUUCCGACCGACAUAUAUGGCGGCACGAAGCUCGGGCUGUACCCAGCGAAUCUGAAACAGGCUCCAGCCAUCUGGACUCGCGCAGACCUUCGAGCAGCUCUACGGGGUUGCAGAAUGCCGCUCAGAACCCGAAUUGGAUCAGCUCCGGCUCUCCUUCACGCCCAUCACAGCCGUCACAAUCGCAGCAGACCUCUCCAAUGUCGGGUCCGUCCAGCAGCUCUGCCCGCAAGCUCAAGCUCAAGGAUUCGUUUUCGCAUCCAAUGUGCUUCCUUCCAGAUGCAUUUGAGGACUCUGCUCCCCCGACACCAACAGAGCCGGACUCUGACGCGUACGAGCCGCCGCAGCGAUCGAAUCUGCUACCAGGGUGGCUUUCCGAGGGCGGCAGUGCUACCAGCUCGCGUCGCGCCAGUUGGCAGCAGCAGCAGCAACAGCCGCCAGCCAGUCCUCGUAUGCGUAGCGGCGACGAAGCCGGCAUGGCGGUGCCCAUCACAUUGCCACCGUUCAGACGCUCGCGCGAACGGACAGCGACCUUCGGCGUGACGAGCGACGGGGAGCAGAACAGUCGGUCUCUUGGUGGCAAUGCCGCGUUCAUACGUGAGUCUGCGGGAUUAGGCAAGAGUGUUGUGGGCGAUGAAGAGCGCCGCGACGUACGAAGCGCCGGUGCAUCUCCUUACGCGUCGCCCAUGUCUCAUGACCUUGGGAUCAGCGUACCUAUCAACGGUCGACCGUCUCAGCCCGUCUCUUGGCGACACUUGUCGAGUCAGCACAUUCCCAAGCCGGAUCGUUCGGCUUUCGGCGCUACCGCGUUGCGCCGAGCAAGCCAUUCCACGGAGCCGAGAAAAGUCAGCUCGGCCGUCAGCAGUCCCAUUGGCUCUUAUUCGCAUGCAUAUGCGUCUGGUAGACUCACACCGAUGCUCCACGGCGCCGCAGGCUCGGAACGCCCCGUCCGGCCUCCCGCAGGCAAGCAGCGAGCCGUGUCCUCGUCGAGCCACAUCCGCAGUCGACCGAUCGUAGCGCAAAGUAUGCACGACGAUGUCGUGGUAGCCACAUCGCCGCCGAGAGAUGACGCGUCGACGCAGCUCAAGCACCAUCUUGCACAUUCGCCGCAGAGUCCCUCGGGCAGCACGACACCUGGCUGGAUGUCGGAUGGUCAGCUGCCGAGCCAGACUACGAGCAGGUAUUGGACCGAGAGGCUGUCGUCGUUGGCUCAGACCAUGUCGGAGGAGUUGACGAUGGUCGGCAAUGCUGUACUUGGAAAGGACGUUAUGGGUGCGCAGGCUGGCGAGGGCGGAGAGGUGCACCGUCAGCCGACUUCAGUGCCGUUGGAUGGUGCGGUCAUUGUUACGGGUGAGGAGGUCGAAGGGCAGCACGCGAAUCAGGCCGCGGCGCUGCCUCCCGUCACGGCAACCACGGCAGCGUAUGCGCGACGCGGCUCUGCCAGCAUUCCAGUGCCAACGAGACCGAACCCGGCAGCGGAAGCAUGGUCUGGACAACGAGACGGUCAGACCCGACUGCCACAAAGAUCUCGCUCGAGGCAACAGGGUGCACGUGAUGCCACCCUAGAUGCGGGCGGGAGGGACGGUGAAGGCUCGAGCACAGACGAUACGAAACCAUUCCAAUUUGCGAAGAAGGAGAUGGGAGAGGAUGGAUUGACCCGCUUGGUCGUCAUUCAUACUUCAGAUACGACUCAGCUGCGCGAAUGA